AUGAAUCAACUAGAUUUAUCACCCCAGCAUGCAAGUGUAUUAUUAGGAAUAUCUAAUACUUUUGGAACCGUGCCUGGAAUAAUAAGUCCUACGAUUACUGGAUACUUAGUUCCAAACAGGACAAAUUCAGAAUGGCAGGUUGUCUUCUUUGUUACGAGUGGUAUUUACUUUGCUGGUGCCAUAUUCUAUGGAUUGUUCGUAUCUGGCGAAGUUCAGAGUUGGUCGGAAGAAAAUAUUUGCAGAGAGAAGUCGUCUAAUAAUCAGAAGGAUUCAGUAACGGUUGUGUUUAAUAACAGUGUCGAUAAAACAUGAAUUCUCUGUGAAGCAUUUUAAUAGUUUAGACAAUUUGCAUUAAUUGCAAUUAAUGCGAUCUAUUAUUUAACACAUCUUCGUUUUCUGAAGAGAAUGUGAAU
Gryllus bimaculatus (two-spotted cricket) is the source of this 413-nucleotide messenger RNA. The record is from the annotation of a GenBank genome assembly. Lineage: Eukaryota; Metazoa; Arthropoda; Insecta; Orthoptera; Gryllidae.